GACCAGGGUCUCCGUAGAGCACGAACUUUGUGCCUGGCUUGUUAUUGUCGUCUCGUGAUUGGUGACCUAUAAAUUGGAGGGGGUAAUAACGCCAGACAAGUACGCGUGCUCGGCGGGACUGCGUUCCGUCUCCCGGGCGACCCUUGGGAAGUCUCACGUCAUUUAUUUCAUAAAGAAGUAACAGCAAGUGUGUGAAUGGUUGGUUGGUUUUGUAUGAGACAAACGGGUCCCUUUGCGUUGAAGUUUAAGAUGGCGGUACGAUGGCUUCUCCUGGCUCUGCUCUACUCCGUUUUGUCAAGUCUCACCGCAGGACUCGACACAGUUUACAUGAACGAACAUUGUGACAAAACAAUCCAGAAACAGUGCGGCGGUAGACUAGAGCUGACCAGCAGCCUGUACUACACAGAUAACCUCCGCUGCACGGUCGUGUUACGGGUUUCCCCUGGGCAGAAAAUCCUGCUGCAGUACCGGAGAUUCGAAGUAGAGGGAGCCGCCGACCGGUGUUACGACACGCUGGAUAUCUACGAAGGUGACGUCGCAGGCACGAACGCCACUUCGGUAAUCUCCGGUACGCGAUGCGGAUACACGAUUCCCGACGACAUCGUCACGUCGGGUAACACGGUGACGUUGAAGUUUAACAGCGACGAGGAUGGGUACGAGAGGGGCUUUGAAAUCAUCUACACGUCGUUUUCUGAGCCCCCCUGCACAGGAGACACUCUGUCCUUCCUGUGUGCUAACGUCAGCAGGUGUGUCUGUUCGUCUGUGGUUUGUGACGGAAUCGACCAUUGUGGGAGUGGGGAGGAUGAGAGCAGUGACCAACCAGCAUGUUCAGAUACAAAAGUAGGAGGCCUUAACAUUGAGGCACUGAUCGGCAUUUUGAUAGGAGUCGUCGCUGCCCUGGCCCUGGCGUCUGUCGGCGGCUGGUACUGGUACAAAAGGACUACAGAGCGCAGCCUGCUGUUUAAAGGCGUCACCAUCGAGAAACUGGAGUCUUACCCGCGAACCAACAGGUACAACAAACACCGCUGGAAACACGUCCGCCGGAAGACGUCAUACGGAAACUCCCGAUGGACCACCGGAGGGACAACGAAAAUCAGUCCGACCUCGAGUCGGAAAAUGUCGGCCAGCGAGGACGACAAAUCCUCCGGAGAUCACGAUAGACGGUCCGUGGGUUAUGAGAAUGUGGUUAUGGGAAGAAAAAAGAAACCUGGCGAGCCAAAUAUGUCCACAGUAAUAGAGAACAAAUCUGCCGACGACAGCAAAGACUCAUAAACCACACCUA
Molecule: messenger RNA, 1282 nt
Organism: Branchiostoma belcheri (Belcher's lancelet)
Lineage: Eukaryota; Metazoa; Chordata; Leptocardii; Amphioxiformes; Branchiostomatidae
Product: bone morphogenetic protein 1-like
Exons: 4
Coding region: 196-1272 (358 amino acids)
Molecular function (GO): protein binding
Source: RefSeq, a predicted model, not a curated record